AUGAAUAAUAAUAUCGAAAACCCUCGGCAAAUGUCACAGCAACACUUUACGGAGCUUAUUGAAAUCUUUAGACAAUACAUAAUGUACCCGGCAACGACUCAACACAAAAAGUUAAUGCACCACCAUGUUUCGGUCUGGGAAUCACUUUCAAACGUGGAAGCGUUCUUUCUGAUUUUUUCUAUUUUUUGUUGGAUGGUUAUGAUGGGCUUUUCGAUUGCUGGCUUUUUGGUGGCACGAAAACGUUAUGGUGCUCCUCAAAAAUCUGUUUCGUCAAAAUACACUGCCAAAAAUGCUCCUGGCGUAACGAUCAUACGACCACUAAAAGGUGUCGACUGUAAUCUCUACGACAAUUUGGCGUCGUCUUUUCGCCAGGAUUAUCCUGUUUUCGAGAUUUUAUUCUCGGUGGCAAGUGAAAAUGAUCCUGCGGUUAAGGUUGUAAAAGAAUUAAUGAAACGCUAUCCAAGAGUUGAUGCUAAAUUAAUAAUAGCUGAACGUGCUGUAGGCGUCAAUCCAAAGAUUAACAACAUGAUUACUGCAUACGAGUCAAUGAAAAAUGACAUAAUGUGGAUACUCGAUUCAAAUAUCUACGUCGAACCUGGCUGUCUUGCUCGUUCUGUGGAAAAGUUGUUACUUCCUGGUGUUGGAUUAGUUCAUCACCUUCCAUUUGCUGUGCGUCCUGCCACUUUUGGCUCAGAAUUGGAGAUGAUGUUUUUGGAUACAGUGCACGCGAAAAUGUAUCUUGCUAUCAAUUUUUUUGGACCGGACAGCUGCGUUGUCGGAAAAUCUAACUUAUAUCGAAAGAGUGAUGUUGAAUCGAUUGGUGGGCUGGCUCAAUUCGGUCAAUACAUGGCUGAGGAUAAUAUACUUGCAAGUGCAUUAUGGCGAAAAGGAUUCAAACAUGAGAUGACUAAUGAUCUUGCUUAUCAACCGCUUGGAUCUAUGGAAACUGCAGAUUAUUUUUUGCGACGUUCACGAUGGACUCGUAUUCGAAAGUAUACAGUGACAGCAGCUACAGUCGUUGAACCUUUAACUGAAUCAAUGUUGUGUGGCUUAUUCGCAUCGUACGGAUUCAGUCUUCUCUGGCAAAUACAUCCUCUCAAUUUCUUCGCUUUCCAUAUAAUAACUUGGUUCAUGCUCGAUUUGUCUUUAUUUCAAGCUCUUAGUGGGAAAAAAAUCGAAGUGGAAAACUUGAGAGGGUUUAUUAUGGCUUGGGCAUUACGUGAAAUCACUGCUCUACCACUCUAUGUUUACUCAGUGAUUGGUAACACCGUGGACUGGCGAGACGGUACCUUCCGACUAAAGGCAAACUCGACUGUUGUGAAAAUUUCAUCGCCAUCACCUACUAAUCGAUCACAUAAACGUAGCCUUUCUUUCCCGUCCCUGAGAUUGUCCACUCGACCAGUCGACUCUCGGAAUUUUUCUCUUAAUCCAUGGGUAGUUGCAUCCAUCACUUCGGUCAUUCUAGUUAUUGAUAUAGUAAUGGACGUUUUAUUCAAAAGUGAAAGAAAUGGAAAGUCCCCUGAAACAGAUGCCAGUUCAUUGUCACUGAAACCGAUAGAAAAUUCAAGACGAAAACGAAGAAAGGCUAUGCGUGCUGUUUCAGAUGGUGGUCGAGAAGGUGAAGAAGUAAUCAUUGAGGCAGAUAGUGGAGACAGUAGCGCAGAUGAAAGAGAUAUGAAGAAUCGUAGUGAUCCAAUUAUACGAGCUGCUGGUAAAUACUUGAAAAGCUCGCUUAGCAAGACAAGCGCAAAACACUUUGAUGUUCCUUAUUUUCAUAAUUCCGAAGAAUCAGAGGAAGAGAUUAAUAAUAACAAUAUAAUGGAUAAUUCAGAAACUAUUGUAUCUUAUUGUGAUGAAAAAGUUUCAUUGUCACGUCGUGUACUUGAAGCGAUGUUCAUAUUAAGCGUGUUCAAAGAUACCGUAAAGAUUGAGCCUCAGAAUUUCCGUAAGAAUAAAUACGAAGCUAUUACUGACGAACUAAACCAAAAAUAUGCUAAUAAGGUUGUGCAGGAUAUAGGCCUUUGCAUAUGUCUACACGAUAUUCUCGAAGCAGGCGAGGAAUUUGUGCAUCCCGGGAUUGGCAACGGAGCUAGCUUUGUCAAGGUAGAAUUUCGAUUGAUCAUGUUUCGCCCUUUUAUUGGCGAAGUACUCGUCGGAAAAAUCAAAUGCUGUCUACCAACUGAAAUAAAAGUUACAAUGGGAUUUUUCGAUGAUAUUAAAAUACCACGAGCGCUUUUAAGAGAAUCCACGUUCUUUCAGCCUUCGGAACAAGCAUACUUAUGGAAAGGACACGGCCACGAAUACUGGUUAGACAAUCAAGACGUGAUAAAAUUUCGUGUUGUUGGUGAGACAUUUACAGAUAUCGCGCCAAAGCAGCCCCCGGGUGCGGCUAGAGCAGUGACUGGAGCUGGUAGUGGUGGACCGAUAACCGACACAAAUCCAUCGAUUAUUAUUGGUGGAAAUUCGUCGCGCACUCCGCCAUACUCGAUAAUUGGCUCAAUACAAGAAGACGGUCUUGGAUUACCAGAAUGGUGGUCCAAUGUUCAAUAA
Messenger RNA from Ambispora gerdemannii, 2550 nucleotides. The record is from the annotation of a GenBank genome assembly. Lineage: Eukaryota; Fungi; Glomeromycota; Glomeromycetes; Archaeosporales; Ambisporaceae.